AACGAGUCUCUCACACCGGUGCGACAAUGAAGGCCGACAGACGCGUCGUUCAAGUGACGCCUUUGGUAUCAUACGCAUGGAGGAUGGAUGAGAGCGGCUGCGGCGUUUUGGGAAUCAUGCAAACAGGUUAGACUUAAGUUCGAGAGUCGAGCGGCCCCCGUGAUUCGGUCACCAUCAUAUUCAGGACAACAGGUGCCCCUCUGCGGGCGUGUAACAUGCACACUCCUGUCUACCGUCCAGCCGACAGGCCCGUAGGCAACUCUGGUCCGACGUCGCGGCUUGAGAACGAACCACCACACGCGCACGAUGAGCACCGUAGCUGCACCCAGGAAGAUCAACCCCCUCCUUGCCGCGUACUUGGCAAACCUCGUUGCGCAUCCCUUGCGGACAAGGCGAUCACUAGCGGUGAGUCGGGUCCUGCAGUUCAUCCAGGAGGUGCUCGCGACGCACCUCGCAGGCGUCCCUGCGAGGCGGGUCUCCAAGGAUGCCCCCUCUACGCGCACAGUCAAGGCUCCGAAAAUGACCCUGUACGGCAUGCUCAUAUCUGCGCCGAUGAGCCACGCGCUGACGAGCCUCGCGGCGAAGGUGGGGCAGCUGCUCGUGAGCAAUCUGGUUGUGGCGCCCAUCCAGAUCGCCGUGUAUCUGUCGUGCACGGCGGUAAUCAACGGUGCACGGACCGUGGACGACGUACGAAAGACCGUCAAGGCGGGCUUCAUGAAUGCUCUGCGUGUGACUUGGAUGACGCUUCCCCUUACCAUUGUGAUCGCGCAGAGGUAUCUUGCUCCCGAGCUUUGGGUGCCGUUCAUGAAUUUGGUCCAGUUCGUUACGGGGACCUAUUUCAACACGAAGAUGAAAAAGAUACGGAUGGCCAUGGAUGCGAAGGGCAAGAAGGAGGAAAAACGGGAGUAGCACCCUUGGCGGUACCACCCGGUCAGCCCUGUACUCCCGCGAGGUCGCCAGGUCACGCUAUAUCUCUGGCUCGAAUCAUCAGCUGCUUCCCUUGAGAUUGGCCGCUGGUAUUUCAAUGCACGAGGCGACCCGCUGCAACAUGUGUAGACCUAAUCUGGCAUCGGUGAGAUCGGGUAUACUGAGUACUGAGCAUUCGUAAGGAUCAGGCAUCCCAGCUGUCCUUGCUCGCCGUAAUGGGUUUGACUUGCCUCCGUUCAGUGCUUUCUCAGUACGCGUCACCUUAUGAUAGGUGUUUCUUAGCAUGACACAGGUUCAGUCCGCCAGAGUCGCAGCUUUGCAAGACAGCGAGCGAAAGCAGGACCUGCCGAUACGAUGUAUGCAUGUUCUCUGCGGCUGCCUGUAACAGACUGAAAUAUGUCAGCCAUGCCAAUCCGAAAUUGGCGGAACUUUUGUGACCUGGGAGGGAGAGGGACGGGUCUCGGCG
Molecule: messenger RNA, 1393 nt
Organism: Fomitopsis serialis
Lineage: Eukaryota; Fungi; Basidiomycota; Agaricomycetes; Polyporales; Fomitopsidaceae
Exons: 7
Coding region: 307-909 (200 amino acids)
Cellular component (GO): cytoplasm; membrane
Source: RefSeq, a predicted model, not a curated record